UCAAAGAGGUUUCCAGUGAAUCUGCAUGAACUCAGUGUUAUAUUUCAUCUGCUUUCUCUUGGAAUUUCAGAAGGAUGAUUCCCAGAGACUUCUGGAAAGCUUCAACUCUGAUGAAAAAGAGCACACGCUCACGAAAAGUAAAGCAGAACCCUAUACAUCAAAAGAGGAAAUGGUGCUGGAGGAAAGUGAGUCUCCUCUGAACAGUAAUGUCACGGCAUUUGCAUUGAAGGCAAAAGUGAUCUAUCCCAUCAACCAGAAAUUUAGGCCUUUGGCAGAUGGCUCAUCCAAUCCAUCUUUGCAUGAGAAUCCAAAGCAGGCCGUUCUGCCUAAUCAGGUCAUGGAGACAUCUACGUCAGGCAGCCUGGGAUCUUUGAGCCAGGGAGACAAAGAGGACUGCAGUUCCUCCACAACAAUACAUUCCACAACAAGUGAUGAUAGAUUUCAGGCUCGAGCCUUCCUCAAGGUGACCAGCUUCCCUGAAGUGCUAACAUGUGAGAGUUUUGAUGUUAAGCUCUGCCUUUGCAGCCUUAUUUUAAAAGAUCUCAUGCUUCUUGAUACUGAACUCAGAAAAGAAAAACAUGUGAUGUUUAGUCAGAUUCUCAAAAUACGCCUCACAGACUUUUAUCAUAAAAAGAAGAUUACUGAUGAUUUGUUCAAGAAGAUCCUUUUAAUUCAGGAAAAUGAUUUUGAAGAAUUACAGAAACAACUUGACUGUAGACUCCAGAAUGCUGAGAUGUCCGGAGCCCAUAAUUCAGAGUACCAGACUCUAGAAGACUUAGAAAGGAAAGAAAGGGAAUAUUCUGAGCACGUAAUAGAUAAUAUGGAAGCUUUCUGGAAGCAGACUGACAAAGCCCAGCAGGCUUUUUUGGACCAAUCAAAAUGCUCAAGUGCCAAAGCAACAAAGAUAAUGAUGGAUCUGACCGAGAAGAUGAUUGCAGUAGAAAGCUUAUUAAGUGAAUCUCAAGAUUUGCAGGCAAUGGACAUUCAGGAAAGGUUAUUCAAUUGGGAGCUUGUGGUGAAAAUGAUCGAUUCACUGAAGUCCUAUAUACCGGAAGAGUGCAAGUGUAGAUUAAAUAUUAUAUCAAAUAUUCUGGACAAUUUAACUGUAAAGAAUAAUCUCUCAGUCCGACAAAAGGAAGAACUUUUAACAGAUCUGCACAAGGCCUUCUGGGAACAACUGGCACACUUCAGUAAUGAAUGUAUCCAGCAAAGUAAAGAUCUGAUCUUGAAACGACUGGAGUGCCGUGCAAAGAAGAGAGAAGAGUUCAAACAAAGACAGAAAGCUGAACAAGGGAGUCUCCUCAGUAAAACUUUUCGUAAUGAAGAUGUUAAUGAUUUUCUUAAGGCUUACCAUGAGCUGUUAGAGAAACAUCGGCAAGCACAGUGGGAACUGGAGGAGGAGGAUGACUGUGAGAGCACAGAGGCUGUUGCAGAUCUCUACAAGGAGCUGUACUCUAAAGCUUCCCUUGCUUUAGCGGAGCUGGUGACGGAGCUGUUUCUUCAGACCCUGCCUGUUGUGACCGGCCUCUCUGUAAGAGAAUGUGAGCUUCUGAAAGAGGAAUGGCAGGAGAAUUUGGUCCCUCAGCUGGAGAAAUGGGAGGACCACCGCCAGAGACGCUGGAAGCUUUUCCAGGAACAGCUAUUGCAAGAAAAAAAACUAUGGAUAAAGGAAUAUGCUCUGUCUGCUGUGAUGCAAAUGCACCUGUCUGAGAAACAAGACAAGAUAAUUCAAGGUGUCGUAAGCAGACUAGGAUGCCUCAGUGAUGAGUCUGUAAACUAUAUAUUGCAAAAACACCGACUUCUGCUGUGUUCAGUACUCAGAAGGUUAACCCUCCGAAGAGUUGGAAUGGCAGUCCUGGCCCACAUGAGACUGUCCAGAAAGAAGAGCUUGCUUCAGGAACUGAGAGAACAGCAUACCCUGCAGGAGGGGUCCUCCCCCUGCCAAGAUGAGGACCAGUGGCAGUUACAGAAGGCAGUGGAGUCCCACAUUCUGGAAGAGGAAGAGAAGCUCGAGGAAGAAACACAGCAAACCCAUUUAGAAUUUCACCAGCAGCUAGUCACAGAAAUCCAAGAAGCUCUUCAGUUUCUUCAGCAGCACAUGGAACAGGUGAUUGGGCAGACAUUGCUGCAGCAUGCCCGACGGGAAGCUGGAAAAAAGAGUUCAGAUGAUGGACAGGACUUCAAGGAGAGACUGGUAGAAGCUGCUGUAGAAAGUGUGUAUGGGACCAGCAAUAAUACCAACAGACUGGUGCAAAACUACUAUCAGCAAUUAGGAAAAAUCACAGAAGACUAUGAAGGGAAAAAGCUUCAAAAAUUGAAAUCCUUACAAGCAGAAAGAGGUGAAAGGAACAGACUUAGGAAGAAACAAGAGAAUGAACUGGCACUGAAAGAAAAACAGACCAAAGGCCUCCUGAAUGUAUCAUCCACAGUCCAUCAAAGGAUGGUGCUGCAGCAAAAGAAGGUUCUGGCUCAGUUUGAACUGCAGCAGCAAAUUCGUCUGGAGUCUCUGAAACAGAAACUGCUGGGAUUGCAUCACCUAGAAACUGAGUUGGAGAAUCAGCUAAGGGAAGCAGAGCAGGACUUUGUGAGCGAGUUGGCUGCACUGGCCCGAGUUCCAGUGGCUGUGAAGAAGAAGCCUUCCAAAAGGAGCAAGCCAGCGGGGGAAAAAACAAACUCAAAAAGAAAGACCUUUCAGUUACCAGAAUCAGCAGACAAAGAUGAUUGUCAAGAAAAUAUUCAAGAGCCCCCUGGACUGUCUUCUGGCUUAUGCAGAGAGAGGUUACAGAGUCCACAGGAAGGGGAGACUGAACCACGGAAAAACUCAAAGUUGCUAAAAAAAAGAGGCAACAGGUAGUAAAAGCAUUUAUAUGAGCUGUCUGAACAAAGGGUACCAAAGCAUUCUUCUGGGAAAUCUCGGCAGCAGUAAGUAAACACUUACUGAGCUGCUUUACUGAGGAACAACGAAGAACGUCAAUAACAACCGAGAAAUCUUCUUU
This is a messenger RNA of Haliaeetus leucocephalus (bald eagle), 2996 nucleotides long. RefSeq names its product Ellis van Creveld syndrome (gene EVC). The record is from RefSeq and is a predicted model, not a curated record. Gene Ontology annotation, biological process: smoothened signaling pathway. The coding region runs from base 26 to 2854 and encodes 942 amino acids. The transcript is spliced from 20 exons. Lineage: Eukaryota; Metazoa; Chordata; Aves; Accipitriformes; Accipitridae.